Molecule: messenger RNA, 1928 nt
Organism: Agrilus planipennis (emerald ash borer)
Lineage: Eukaryota; Metazoa; Arthropoda; Insecta; Coleoptera; Buprestidae
Exons: 10
Coding region: 76-1563 (495 amino acids)
Biological process (GO): transmembrane transport; monoatomic anion transport
Cellular component (GO): plasma membrane
Molecular function (GO): transmembrane transporter activity
Source: RefSeq, a predicted model, not a curated record
UGUUAACUUGGCCGAAAUAAGAACCUACGUACCUACGAUAGAAACGGAAAGUGAACUAUUUUAGUCAAGUCCAAAAUGACUCCUGGUUUGGCCACAUUAAAAAGAGGAAGUAUACAAAUUCAGAAAGCUGCAACAAAGAUUGUUAACGAACAAAUAGGAUCACAACAGGUCCUCGUAGUUUUCGUAAUAACUGGGUUUGUUCUUUGCGGAAUCGUGGAGCAAUCUGCAUCCGUAGCCCUGAGAGCCAACAUAACGUCUAGAAUUACUGCCGAAGAAUUUGCAGAGUAUGUUGAAAAUACGAGCUAUAUUACUCGCUACUGUCAGGACCCAGAUGAACGAAACAUUACUAAAAUUCAUGUGGUGCGGUCCAUACCCCACAUCGAAAUUCCGAUGACGAGAACUGACGAAACCGAGUCGGUUUUGCGGGAAGCAUUCAUGUGGGGUACUCUGGCGUCACCGCUGGCUGCAAGUAGGAUAGCAGCACGCGUGGGUGCCGAAAGACUCUACGGGGUGGGUGUGUUGGGCGCGGGGGCUUUGGCCGUUAUGGUUCCUGCUGCCUGGCUCACUCCGUAUCACGUGGCGGUGCGGAUUGCCCAGGGAAUGUUUAUGGGUGCAGCAUGGCCAGGAGCACAUGUUUUAGCAGUUACAUGGUUCAAACCAAAACGAAUAAGUGCCUUCGUGUCGACUUAUACAGCUGUCAAUUUGGGAUACGCAGUUGUUGGAAUUGUUGGAACACCUCUUGUGAAAUACCUUGGCCGAGAUUGUUUAAGUUAUUUCAUAGCAAUGAUAGCAGCGAUAUGGUAUUUCCUAUGGUGGCGAUUUGUCGAAGAAUCUCUACACCCCAACAGACCAAUUCGAGACGAACACAAAACUCUUCCAUGGAGAAGACUUUUAAUGUCGAAACCAGCAUGGGCUUGUGGUAUAGCCGUUGUAGGAAGCCAAUGGGCGGACGCUACUUUAAUGUUGGGAGUAACGAAAUAUCUAAAGCUGGUUUAUGGAUUUUCGAUUGAGCUUGAUGACGUUUUGGCAUCGUUACCCCAUAUCGGUCAUUUCUUUGCCGCACUCACCUUCGGAAUAGUGGUUGAUCACGUCAGAGAAUCAGGAUUACUCUCCACAACUUCUUGCAGAAAGUUAUUUGUUUAUAUUUCACAUUUUUUACCAGCGGCGUGCAUGUUCGUACUUGGAUAUACAGGGUGUGAUCCUGCAGCCCCUGCAGCACUAUAUACAGCUGCCUUGGCAUUAACUGGUGCCACACCUGCCGGUGCUUAUGCCAGUGCAGCCGACAUUGCCCCAAACUUUGCAGGAACUGUGUUUGGCUUAUGCCAAACAAUUGGUGCUGCUGGUUUGUUAGCAGCCAACUACGCAGUUUCCGAGGGUCUCCAUGGAUCAAUCGCAGGCUGGUGGCGUCUUCUUUUCGGUAUAUCAUCAACAGUUUUACUAAUAACUGCUACAGUUUUCAUGGGUAUAGGAAGCGGAUCUGUACAGGAUUGGAACGCUCCAGGAGACAUUCCACCUGAACUUGAAGAGGAAGAAGAACCCCGAUUUGAAUCCGUACUGGAAUGAAUAUCUUAUGGGCAUAUAUAUGGACGUAUUUUGGGGAAGAAGUGCUAGAUCAAAACAAGUCGUCAAGCCAAAUGUUCAGAACGAAUUUUAAGCAAAAAAAUAAAACCAUAUUGACAAAAAGUCAUUUCCAUUUUAUGUUUCUACAUUAUUUAAUACUUUUAUUAUCUCUGAACUAAAAGUAGAUUAAGAGAAAAAAUGGCCCAUUUGCUUCUCCUCGGCUAUGUCCAUGGUUCGGUACAAAAAAAUCUUGAAAGACUACAUUUUAAUAAUAGGCAUGUACUCCUUUAAAUACCCAAAAAAAGUCCAAAUACUAAUUACAAAUUAUACAGUUUAUGGUUUAUUAUGUACUACAAAAUAAAAUUAAU